This is a messenger RNA of Arachis stenosperma, 2002 nucleotides long. RefSeq names its product FRIGIDA-like protein 3. The record is from RefSeq and is a predicted model, not a curated record. The coding region runs from base 190 to 1827 and encodes 545 amino acids. NCBI's taxonomy places the organism in Eukaryota, Viridiplantae, Streptophyta, Magnoliopsida, Fabales, Fabaceae. The transcript has 4 exons.
CAUCACAGUGUGGCACACACAGUGAGAGUGUUGAAAACUCUUUUCAUUAAACCAAACACCACACUACCCUCUCUUCCUUCUUCUUCUUCUUCUUCUUCUUCUUCUUUGAAGAGAGAAAGCAUGGAUAGAGAAUUCUCUCACUCACUUUCUUAAUUCAUCUUCCUUCACAGAUCAAUCAGCUUCUUUGCCAUGGAAGACACGGAUUCAGUUGCUACACUGAUAGAUUCAACAAGUUCUAAGAUAAAACAGCUCCAAAAGGCAUUUGCUGAACUUGAAAGCUAUCGAGCUGUUACACUUAACUUGAAAUGGAAAGAGCUCGAGGAACAUUUCCAUGGACUUGAGAAAUCGUUGAAGAGACGCUUUCAUGAAUUGGAGGACCAAGAGAAAGAGUUUGAAAACAAAGUGGUGAAGUCUCGUGAAAUAUUGGAGAAGCGGGAAGCGACUGUUUGUGCCAAGGAGCAAGCUUCUUUGCAGAAACUUCAAGAUAAAAGAGAUGCUGCUGUAUUUGCCAUUUUUAACGCCCGAGAAAAGCACAGGAAGGUUUCAUCAAAAGAUCUGGACAUUUUCCCCGGUGGGAGACAACGGACACCUGGAGUGGUGGAGAAACCAGUGGAUUCUGUUUCCACACCUGCUGAAGGUAACUUGGAAGAUGUAAAGCUUUCUCCUGAAGGUGGAAAUGUGGAUCUAUUAUCUUAUCCAGAGUUGGUAAAGCUAUGUAAAGAAAUGGAUGCUAGAGGUCUUCACAAAUUCAUAUCUGAUAACCGUAAGAAUCUUGCUGCUAUAAGGGAUGAAAUACCACAUGCAUUAGGAGCUGCUCCUAAUGCUGCCUGUUUAGUUUUAGAUUCUUUGGAAGGAUUUUACUGUGCAGAAGCUUCAAAUCAGGAUGUAAAGAAGGAUGCUAACUUAUUGGGCCUUCGUCGAACCUGUAUCAUGUUGAUGGAAUGUUUGUACGUUUUCUUGAACAACUCAGAUGGUGUCUCUAAUGAACUUUUAGAAGAUAUCAAGGACAGGGCAAAAGCAGUUGCUGAAGAGUGGAAACCCAGAUUGGAUGCUCUAGAUGCGGAUGCUGGCAAUGGGAAUUCCUUAGAGGCUCAUGCAUUUUUGCAACUUCUAGCAAGUUUUGAUAUUGCCUCUGAUUUUAAUGAGGAGGAGUUUUCCAGGUUCAUUCCAAUGGUUUCUCGGCGUCGCCAAACUGCUGAUUUGUGCCGUUGCCUUGGGUUGUCUGAGAAAAUGCCUGGCGUAAUUGAAGUAUUGGUGAACAGCGGGCGGCAAAUUGAUGCAGUUAAUUUGUCUUUUGCAUUCAAUCUUACGGAACAGUUUUCUCCCACGGAUUUAUUGAAGUCUUACUUGAAGGAUGCCAAAAAAGCUGCAUCUCCUUCCAGAUGUGUUAACUCAUCUCCCACUACACAGGUUGAGGUUAAUGAGCGAGAACUGGUUGCCCUUAAGUCCAUAAUCAAGUGCAUCGAAGAACAUAAACUCGAGGAGCAGUAUCCUCUAGAUCCUCUCAUGAAACGGGUGGUCCAACUCGAGAAGGCCAAAGCAGACAAGAAGAGGGAAACUGAAGCAACAAAGCCUCAACCGAAGAGACCCCGUGCUAAUGGUGUGGGAUAUGGUCCGCGUGUUUCUAACUUCCCUUCUGACAAAGCCUCCUAUCCUAGAGCUGCUGACAGGUACCCACAUUACGUAUUCGACCGGCCUUAUGUGUACCCUGGACCAACUGACAAUCAUUGCCCCCCUCUCAUGGGGUCGACGACCUAUAACUUCACCCCGAGUCACGGCAACUACUUUGGAAAUGGAUAUCAGUACCAGCCAACAUAUCUCCAUUAGGUGAUGUGACCGGAUUAUGAUCCUUUCCUUUUAAUAUUUAGUCUCAAGUCUUAACCUUAUGUUGUAUGUUGCACUUCUCAUGUGUAGCGUUUAUAAAAUGUGAUAUGCUAAAGUUUAACUUCUGCACUAGAAGAUAUUCUGAUCCUCUAAUGUAUGAACUCCUCGUUCUGUACAA